Ochotona curzoniae (black-lipped pika) is the source of this 3618-nucleotide messenger RNA. RefSeq names its product transforming acidic coiled-coil containing protein 2 (gene TACC2). Lineage: Eukaryota; Metazoa; Chordata; Mammalia; Lagomorpha; Ochotonidae. Gene Ontology annotation, biological process: cerebral cortex development; mitotic spindle organization; cell population proliferation. Gene Ontology annotation, cellular component: cytoplasm. The record is from RefSeq and is a predicted model, not a curated record. The transcript is spliced from 18 exons. The coding region runs from base 70 to 3165 and encodes 1031 amino acids.
GGCCGGCCCGCCGCGGGCUCCCAGCUGGAGGAAUCUCGCGGCUAGCCUGCACGCCAGGGCGCAGCGAGGAUGGGAGGGUCUCAGUCUCUGCAGCCAGUCCCAGCCAGCGACCUGAACCUGGAGGUUUCCGAGGCCAUGAGUUCUGACUCGGAAGAGGCAUUUGAGACUCCGGAGUCGACGACCCCUGUCAAAGCUCCCCCAGCCCCACCCCCACCGCCCCCGGAAGUCAUCCCUGAACCUGAGAUCAGCAUACCGCCACCCCCAGAAGAACCAGGCUGCAGCUCUGAGACGACCCCCGUGCCCGAUGGCCCACGGCACGACUCAGUGGAAGGCAGCCCUUUCCGGCCUCCCUCACACUCCUUCUCAGCCGUCUUCGAUGAAGACAAGCCCAUAGCCAGUAGUGGGACUUACAACUUGGACUUCGACAGCAUCGAGCUGGUUGACUCCUUUCAGAGCUCAGAGCCUCGCUGCCCAGACUCCAAGCCUCAGGAGUGCGCAGGGAGCACACGGAGAAAAUCUUCAGACUCCGUGCCUGCCUCCAAGUCCACGCUGCCCCGUUCCCUCAGCCUGCAAGCCGGGGACUUUGAUGGUGCCUCCUGUUCGGGCAGCCCUGAGGCCACGGCCCCUGCCGUGGAUGCAUACAGCACGGGUCCCAGCAGUGCAUCUAGCACCCUUAAGCGAACUAAAAAGCCGAGGCCGCCAUCCUUAAAAAAGAAACACACCACCAAGAAGCCCACAGAGACCCCCGCAGUGGAAGAGACACAACCAGAGCCAGUCGACGAGGGACCUGUCCACACUGAGGAGCAUGUAGCAUCAGAGACCAAAACGGAGCCAGCCAAGCCUGAGGGUUCCAGAACGGGCCCGACCGAGGAGAGUCCCCCGGAACCUGCAGCUGUGCCCGACACCACCUGCUCGCCAGCCUCGGAGGAUACGGCGGAAGCUGGUGCUCCAGCCCCGGCGGGUGGCAGAGUACAGAACUCUCCCCCAGUGCAAGCCUUGUCCAGCAGCACGGCCCCCGAGGCGGCAGAGGGGACCUCCACGGAAAGUGGGGGACAAGGGGACUCCCCUGCCAGAGGGCUGCCGGUGAGGCUGGAGUUCGACUACUCUGAGGACGGCCAGGGGGACAGCACCCCUCCUACCAAAAAGACAGGCAAAAAGCCCAUCACCAAGAUGCCCCUACGGAGGCCAAAGAUGAAAAAGACCCCCGAGAAACUGGACAACGCCCCUGCCUCACCCACCAGCUCCCCUGCUGAGCCCAGCGACAUCCCUAUCGCCAAAGGUACCUACACCUUUGAUCUUGACAAGUGGGAUGACCCCAACUUUAACCCCUUUUCUUCCACCUCAAAAAUGCAGGAGUCUCCCAAACUGCCCCAACAGUCCUACACCUUUGACCCUGAAGCCUGCGACGAGUCCGUUGACCCCUUUAAGACGUCCUCUAAGAUCCCCAGCUCCCCAUCUAAGUCCCCAGCCUCCUUUGAGAUCCCAGCCAGUGCCAUUGAAGCUGGCGCUGUGGACGGGGACGGGCUAAACAAGCCCGCCAAGAAGAAGAAGACGCCCCUUAAGACGAUGGUUGAAGAUGUGAUGUCUGUGUGUUCUCUGUUUGACACAUUUAGGGUGAAAAAGUCGCCCAAACGGUCUCCUCUCUCUGACCCACCUUCUCAGGACCCCACGCCGGCCGCGACCCCGGAGGCCCCACCAGUCAUCUCCGCUGUGGUCCAUGCGACAGAUGAAGAAAAGUUGGCGGUUACCAGCCAGAAGUGGACAUGCAUGACGGUGGACCUGGAGGCCGACAAACAGGACUACCCGCAGCCCUCCGACCUGUCCACCUUUGUCAAUGAGACCAAAUUCAGUUCGCCUACAGAGGAGUUGGAUUACAGAAACUCCUAUGAAAUUGAAUAUAUGGAAAAGAUCGGCUCCUCCUUACCUCAGGACGAUGACGCCCCGAAGAAGCAGGCCUUGUACCUCAUGUUUGACGCUUCUCAGGAGAGCCCCGUCAAGUCGCCUCCUGCCCGAAUGUCUGACUCCCCGACGCCAUGUUCAGGGUCAAGUUUUGAGGAGACUGACGCCCUUGUGAACACCACAGCAAAGAUGCAGCAUCCUGUCCCCCGUGGGCUGGUCCCUAGCCAGGAGCCGCCCAUGCAGGUGCCUGAGAAACCUUCACAGAAAGAGCUGGAGACCAUGGCCUUGGGCACCCCCUCAGAGGCAGUGGAAAUUUCAGCUCCUGAUGGUGCCUUUGCUUCUGCUGACGCCCUGCUCAGCAGGCUGGCUCGCCCCACCUCUCUCUGCGGUGCGCUGGACUGUCUGGAGCCCGACUUAGCAGAAAAGAACCCCCCAGUAUUUGCUCAGAAGUUACAGGAGGAGUUAGAGUUUGCCAUCAUGCGGAUAGAAGCCCUGAAGCUGGCCAGGCAGAUUGCCCUGGCUUCCAGGAGCCGCCAGGACACCAAGAGAGAAGCUGCCCACCCCACUGAAGUCUCCAUCUCCAAGGCAGCCUUGUACUCCCGCAUGGGCACCUCCGACGUGGAGAAGCCUGCAGCCCUUCUGUUCCGGCAGCCAGACCUGGACGCGGCGCUGCAGAUGGCCAGAGCAGAGAUCAUAACCAAGGAGCGAGAGGUCUCGGAGUGGAAAGACAAGUACGAAGAAAGCAGGCGGGAAGUGAUGGAGAUGAGGAAGAUCGUGGCCGAGUAUGAGAAGACCAUCGCGCAGAUGAUUGAGGAUGAGCAGAGAGAGAAGUCGGUCUCCCACCAGACGGUACAGCAGCUGGUUCUGGAGAAGGAGCAGGCGCUGGCUGACCUGAACUCUGUGGAGAAGUCACUGGCUGACCUGUUCCGGAGAUACGAGAAGAUGAAGGAAGUUCUGGAAGGCUUCCGCAAGAAUGAGGAGGUACUGAAGAAAUGUGCGCAGGAGUACUUGUCCCGAGUCAAGAAGGAGGAGCAGAGGUACCAGGCCCUGAAGGUGCACGCGGAGGAAAAGCUGGACAGGGCCAACGCUGAGAUCGCCCAGGUCCGAGGCAAGGCCCAGCAGGAGCAGGCCGCCUACCAGGCCAGCCUGCGGAAGGAGCAACUGAGAGUGGACGCACUGGAGAGGACGCUGGAGCAGAAGAAUAAAGAGAUAGAAGAACUCACCAAGAUUUGUGAUGAGCUGAUCGCCAAAAUGGGGAAGAGCUAACUUUGACCCCAACGUCUGGACUUGACCGUUGCGUGCAAUACGACCGUGAGCACGCUGCUGUGCUCCUGGUUCCACGGCCAGGUGGUCUCACAUUUUUGUAUGCACUACUGUAUUUCCUUUCUAAAUAAAGUUGGUCUGAUCGCAGUACUAAGGGCGCUAUCAGAAUUUCUUGCUAUCGGUUUGCAUUUUGCUCGUCUCAUUCAUAGCAAGCUGACCGCAGAGCUCCUGUAUCAGGGAGAUCAUCCAAUUCUCUAAAAGACAACGGUGCUGCCCUGGCCUUGCUUUGUGCCGAGUUCCCAGGGCAAGCCCUUUUGGACCUCGUGUGAACCUGUACAGCGUGCAUAGGGACUCUUGCCUUAAGGAGUUGAACUUGAUCUGCAUUUGUUGAUUUGUUUUCAAAAGAAAUGCAUGUUUCAAAGAAAAUUCUCUAUUGUAAAUAAAUUUUUUUUCCUU